Molecule: messenger RNA, 1944 nt
Organism: Aspergillus pseudotamarii
Lineage: Eukaryota; Fungi; Ascomycota; Eurotiomycetes; Eurotiales; Aspergillaceae
Product: universal stress protein
Exons: 3
Coding region: 474-1826 (450 amino acids)
Source: RefSeq, a predicted model, not a curated record
AGUCCUGCGUGACCAUGGAGCCUCACAUGUCAACCCAACGUGACAGGGGGGACUGCCUCACCGCCUUUGGCCCCUCCUCCCCCGUGUUUCUCCUGCUGCAUCCGGAAACUGCUCGUAAGAGGCUCGUUCUUGUAGUAGUUGUUCGUCUAUCCUACUAUUCUACUUGACAACGGGUUCCUACCGGAAGGUUAACCCAAAUCCCCCUUGCUCAAGGGCAACCCAGCUGAUCCCAUCGCAAACCAUGCCCAGCGUCCUCCGCAUCACUCCACUGGCAGCACUUCAGGAGCUUCACGGUGGCUGAGUUGUGACCUGAUCUAUCCGGAUCGUCUCCAAGAACACAGACAGCCAUUGCUCCAUCGCAAUCUUCUGAGUCUCUUAGUCUGGUCGCAUUCACUUCAGGAAAACGAACAAGCAUAAUACUACAUUAUCAACGACGACGCUCGCUACAGCGCCAUUGACACCCACGCUACAUCAUGACCUCCACCCCCAAAAGCUCCCUUGAGAGCGAGGAGCGCGCAUCCAACGCUUCCGAACCCUCAUCCCAAAAUUCACGCACAUCGUCCUCGGCUGAUAGUCCCCGUCGGAAGUCGAUCCAAUUCAACUUUGACGGGGCCGAGCCACAGAGUCACCACCGUCGAUCCACGAGCGCCGUCGGCGGGCGCCGGCCACAACAACCAGACGCGCAGGACAAGGAACAGAAAGCCGCUGGGAGAGGUCAUUCACCUCCGCCUCCUCAAACUUACGAAAGAGGUGUUUCUUUCAAUACAUUCGAUAAUCCUGACGCGGCGGACUUCUCUUUAACUCUGAACUACAAACAUAAAGGGUAUCAGUGUACCCGGCGCAGUCGGACCUUUUUGUGCGGCACGGAUCAGAAUGAUUAUUCCGACUUUGCCCUGGAGUGGCUCAUUGACGAAUUGGUGGACGAUGGCGACGAGAUCGUCUGUCUCCGGGCCGUGGAAAAGGACUCCAUGAUCGCAAGUGACGCCGCAAUCGAGGAAGGCAAGUAUCGCCAGGAAGCGGAGAAGUUGUUCGAGCAGGUGAUUCAGAAGAAUAGUCAGGAUGAGAAGGCAAUUAGCUUAGUCUUGGAACUGGCGGUGGGGAAAGUCCAGGAUAUCAUUCAGCGCAUGAUCCGGAUCUAUGAGCCUUCCGUACUGAUUGUUGGCACCCGUGGCCGUAGCCUGGGCGGCGUACAGGGCCUGCUGCCCGGCUCCGUCUCCAAGUACUGUUUACAGCAAUCUCCAAUUCCCGUGAUCGUGGUCCGUCCCUCCACCAAGCGAGAAAAGAAGAAGAAAAAGCGUCUUGCGGAUCCCACCCGCCGCGGCUAUAAUCAGAUCCUAGAAUUGAGCGAGCAGCGUGGAAGCAAGUUAUUCGACGCGGGUUCGAGUACAGACAGUCACGUCUCAAAGCUUCCGGACGAAGAAGCUGCGGUAGCCGCAGCUCUCGGCCUGCCUCAGUCGUACGCCAACUCCCGAAGUUCGCUCUCGAUGUCCGAGCGAAGCAGUGUUAGCCAUGAUGAAAAUGAAUCGCCACCAUUGGGAGACGGCUCCCCGGGCACCAGCCACAGCCCAGCGGCAGGAAGCCCAGAAAGCACCGAGAGCGAAAGCACAACGGAUGACGAACCUGGUCCGCAGACCAAAGAUGCGUCCGGAGGCUCGUUGUCAGAGACGGUAUCUACGGAAGAGUCCAAGACGGCUGAUGCAACGUCGACAGAUGAGUGCGAGCUGACCAGCUCCAAUCAGAGUACACCAAGGCCAGGCAGUUCCAAACUAAACAUCCCGGUCAUUGUCACCGAAGAUAUGGCCGAGAAGGGAGCAAAUGGUCAAUGAGCCUGACGCUCCUCCAACAAGUUACUACAAUGUACCACUUCAGACCUCAUCCGGAAAAAGGGUGCUAGCCCUGUGUUCUCCUAUGAGAAAUCAUAUCAUCACACCAUCAGUCAUCACA